UCCCAAUAAGAGGAGGAACAAAUAACCAUAAAAAGAAAAAUAAAAUAAAAGAGGAAUAAAAAAAAUUACUGUUAGUUUUCCGUUUUAUUUCUUUUUUGAUUUUUGUUUUAUCUAUUCUAUAUAGUUUUAAAUUUUGCUAUUUAAUUUUCUGAACAUUGCUGUAUACCUAACCUAUAAAGUGUAAUACAGCAGUUUUACUAUAUUAAAUUUUACCGGAAGAAAAGCUAAAAAAAAAAUUUAUAUAUAAAAAAAAAGUGGAAAUUCUUUUAAUUGUUCUUUUUAUUAAAUUACGUGAUUAUAAACGAAGUGCAAGAUAGAAACUUGUGAUAAAAUAAAAGUAAUUACAAAAAUCAAGGUUUAAAACUACUAGAUUUUUAAAAAUUGUUGAGAAAUUUUGUUAAUAAAAUGCCAAAAAUAAAUACUUAAUAGUAUAAUAAAUAUUUUUAUGAAUUUUUUCUAAUAACAUUUUAAAAUUAAUAUUUUCUCUCUUUUGGAAUUUACAAUGGUAAUUACCGUAAAUAAAAGGAAUUUUUUACAAUUGCUGCAAAAACACGGAUCAUAUUAUUCAAAAUUAUCAUUUUUUUCAAUUAUUCAACGUCAAAAUUGAAUCGACAAAGGUGACGAGUGAAAAAAUAAAUGGUGAGAAAGACUCACCAUUCAAAGAAAAAAAAAUCCUGCAGGAUCAGGAUAUUAAAACCGAAUUUAUUAGUAUAGAAACUUUAGGAAAUCGUGAUUUUCAUCACUUAAAUAAAAAUUUUGAAAAUAAUUUAAAAACAACGGCAUUAUGUACCAAUAAACAUUAUAAAUUUUAUAAGAAAAUUAAGCAAGAACAACAAGAAGAAGAACUAAAAAACGAAGGCGAAAAGGAAUAUAGAAAAAUUAAAAAUACGGAAUCUAAUUCAGAGACAAUAAUUAUUCAAAAUCCAAUUGAAGUUAAUCAAUAUUCACAUAUUUAUUACGACUUAAAUGCUCAACAAACUGCAAAUGGUACCUGCUCUAGUUCAAUGUAUAUGGCCAGUGGAGACAUGACACAAAUUGGACAUCAUGUUAAUCCAAGUGAAAUCACACCACAACAAGUUGAUGGAUCUGUUACAAAUAAUUCUGUUAAUCAUACAUCAUCUACCGUUCAAGUUGAUGAUGGUGCAAUUGCAAAUGAUAGAAUUUCAUCUCAGCAAUCAACGCAACAGCAGCAACAACAAUCACAACAACACAAACAACAACAACAACCGCAUCAGCAACAACAGCAACAACAAUCACUUAAUAGAGAUGAAACAUCAAAUGAAUAUUCACAUAUGCGACAACAAGUACAAAGAAAUCAUACAGGAAACUCAAAUCGCAAAAGGAAAUAUUCAUUUAAUGAUACAACAAGCGAUUUGGAGGAUGAUACUGGUGAUGACGCAAAAUCAAUAAAAACCGUUGACGAAAAUAAAAAACAAAACCAUAGUGAAAUUGAGAAAAGACGUCGCGAUAAAAUGAACACAUAUAUUUCAGAAUUGUCAGCUAUGGUACCAAUGUGUCAUGCAAUGUCACGUAAAUUAGAUAAAUUAACCGUACUUCGUAUGGCUGUACAACAUUUAAAAACAAUACGUGGUGCUGUACAUUCAUAUACAGAAGGACAUUAUAAGCCUGCAUUUUUAUCUGAUCAAGAAUUGAAAAUGUUAAUACUCCAAGCGGCUGAUGGUUUUUUAUUUGUUGUUGGCUGUGAUAGAGGCAGAAUUCUUUAUGUUUCAGAAUCUGUUUCUGAAAUUUUAAAUUACACUCAAGGUGAUUUAUUAGGGCAAAGUUGGUUUGAUAUAUUGCAUCCCAAAGAUGUUGCAAAAGUUAAAGAACAAUUAUCAUCACCGGAUUUAAGUCCACGAGAACGUUUAAUUGAUGCCAAAACAAUGCUUCCGGUUAAAACAGACUUACCUCAGGGAUUGUCAAGGUUAUGUCCAGGAGCCAGAAGAUCAUUUUUUUGUCGCAUGAAAUGUAAAAAUUCAGCACAAAUGGUUAAAGAAGAAACAGAAACAAGUAAUUCAUCUCAUUCACAUCGACGUAAAAGUAAAAUGAAUUCAGAUAAAAAAUAUUGUGUUAUACAAUGUACGGGUUAUUUAAAAUCAUGGGCUCCAGCCAAAAUUGGUUUAGAAGAACAAGAGAAUGACACUGAUGGUGAUUCAUGUAAUUUAUCAUGUUUAGUAGCUGUCGGCCGUAUUCCACCAAAUGUUUUUCAACCAAAUGUCAACCCACCAUGCAAUUAUUAUCCGAAUCUCCGACAAAUUCAAUUUAUAUCAAGACAUGCAAUGGAUGGAAAAUUUUUAUUUGUAGACCAAAGAGCAACUUUAGUAUUGGGUUUUUUACCACAAGAACUUUUGGGUACAAGUAUGUAUGAGUAUUAUCAUCAUGAUGAUAUACCAGCACUAGCAGAAUCGCACAAAAUCGCUUUACAGAGUUCUGAAAAGAUAACAACAUUAGCUUAUAGAUUUCGUACAAAAGAUAAUGGUUUCGUUCGCUUACAAAGUGAAUGGAAAUCAUUUAAAAAUCCUUGGACAAAAGAUGUUGAAUAUUUGAUAGCGAAAAAUUCAGUAAUAUUAUCUGAUGCUAGAGAAAAUGGUAACAAUUAUAGAAGUGAUGGAAUGAAUACACAUAAUAUUUCUAGUAAUUUUGAUUUUUUUAAUCCAUCAAAUGGACGUGAAAUACAUAGAAUCAUCAAUUCUCAUAUUGAAGCAAGUAAAAUUGGUAGGCAAAUAGCUGAACAAGUAUUAGAUUAUCAUAGAAGAAUUAGUGACUCUUCUACUGAAAGUAGUCCAGAUCCUGAUAGUCGUAGUGGUAAUCCUAGUCAAACAAUGUCUUCUGGUGAAAAUAGUAUUUCUGGUGGUGAAUUACAAUCAUCGGAUAGAAGAAAUAAUCAAUCAACUGGACAAUAUCCACGUUUAAAUGGAACAUUACCACAUUUUAAUAAUGUUCGAAAUAAUUUUACAACGAAUUCUGAUAAUGCUAAUGACGGUGAAAUGACAUCUGUAGUUUCAACAUCAAUUCACGAAUCUCCAAAUCAGAGUGUAACAAGUGAUGGUAAUGAUGAAGCUGCAAUGGCUGUUAUUAUGAGUUUAUUAGAAGCUGAUGCUGGUUUAGGUGGACCUGUUGAUUUUACUGGUUUACCAUGGCCAUUACCAUAAAAAGAAAAUUAUUUCCUAUAAACCUAUAUAUAUUUAAAAAUAAAAAUAAAAUUAAUGAAUACAUACAUAUAUAACGAAUCAAAUACUUUUUUUUGUAAAAUUUAGGAUUAAA
Messenger RNA from Condylostylus longicornis, 3264 nucleotides. Its product is annotated as protein cycle. Gene Ontology annotation, cellular component: aryl hydrocarbon receptor complex; nucleus; cytoplasm. The record is from RefSeq and is a predicted model, not a curated record. The transcript has 13 exons. Gene Ontology annotation, biological process: regulation of transcription by RNA polymerase II. The coding region runs from base 1005 to 3152 and encodes 715 amino acids. Lineage: Eukaryota; Metazoa; Arthropoda; Insecta; Diptera; Dolichopodidae. Gene Ontology annotation, molecular function: DNA-binding transcription factor activity, RNA polymerase II-specific; RNA polymerase II cis-regulatory region sequence-specific DNA binding; protein dimerization activity.